UUUGGUAGAUAAGAGCAAUAGCAGCUAACUACCCAUUUUCCUUUUAUAUACUGCUAGUUGUUUCUUCAGGUGAAGACAGAUUGGAGUUCAAUCAGUCUAGCAAAUCAUAAAACCUUUUUAAAAAUAAAAAUAAAGUUAUCAUCUUCAAAUUAAGAUGUACCAUCAUCAUGCAGAUAGACAUUUGUUUAUGCAAGGAGGCAAUGGGCAUGGGCAUGGUGUAGGUGAUUCAGGACUUGUCCUGUCAACCGAUGCCAAACCGCGUUUAAAAUGGACCCAAGAUCUUCAUGAACGGUUCAUAGAAGCAGUCAAUCAACUUGGAGGAGCUGACAAGGCUACUCCGAAAACAGUUUUGAAACUGAUGGGAAUUCCAGGACUCACAUUGUACCACUUAAAAAGCCAUCUUCAGAAGUACAGACUAAGUAAAAAUCUUCAUGGACAAACAAAUAGUGCAAAUAACAAAGUUGAUUCAGGGGAGAGGAUGAUAGCAGAGGCAAAUGGAACUCAGAUGAGCAAUCCAGCGAAUAUGGGUACCCAAACGAACAGCUUAGAGAUAAAUGAAGCAAUACAAAUGCAAAUUGAAGUACAGAGAAGACUUCAUGAACAGCUAGAGGUACAACGGCUCUUGCAGCUAAGAAUAGAGGCUCAAGGGAAGUACCUUCAAACAGUUCUAGAGAAAGCCCAAGACACACUUGGAAAACAAAACUUGGGGGCGAUGGAUCUAGAGAUUGCAAAAGCUCAAAUCUCGGAACUUUCCUUAAAGAUCUCUCCCAAUUGCUUGAAUUCCUCUUACCCGGCAGUAAUGAAGGAUUGUUCGGUGGACAGUUGCUUGACUUCCUGCGAUGCUGCUGCUGCGACGAUUUAUGAUCAAACUAGAUUACGGCAGUGCAAGUUUAAGGAAAACAACAAACGUAUGAACAAGGACAUAGAUACGUCAAUGGGAGUUGGGUUGCAAUCAGGGAAAGGAAAUGGCAGCGACAAUAUUCAUGCAGACAAAAGAUGCAGAAAAAUAACAGAUGGACGUGCCAAUUACUUCCAGGAAAAAGAUGAGAAGAUAGUAGUACCACCACCGUUUGGAAUGGCGUAUUUCAAACCGACGCUCGAUCUAAAUGCACUAGAGGAAAACGAGCAUCCUUCAGAUUACAAACAACUGGAUCUCAAUGGGUUAAGUUGGAACUGAUCAGUGAUUGAACUUGAAAGAGAUGGCCGGCUGCAUCAGAGAUCAAAAGGCAGAAGAAUCAGCACUAAUUUCUACCCACUUACUACAUAUAGUUUUGUUUUCAAUUCUCUUGCAGAAGAAAACUUAUCAUGCAAUUUGGUUAUAAAAAGGUUGUCUAUAACGACAAUGAUAGAAAACCGUCGCUAUUAAUAGAUUAACACAUGUUUGUAGUUAAUGUUAGACAAUUUUAGUAGUUGAUGCCUAAGAAACAACUGAGG
Impatiens glandulifera is the source of this 1434-nucleotide messenger RNA. RefSeq names its product myb-related protein 2-like. Bases 155 to 1177 code for a protein of 340 amino acids. Gene Ontology annotation, molecular function: DNA binding; DNA-binding transcription factor activity. NCBI's taxonomy places the organism in Eukaryota, Viridiplantae, Streptophyta, Magnoliopsida, Ericales, Balsaminaceae. The record is from RefSeq and is a predicted model, not a curated record. The transcript is spliced from 6 exons.